CUCGAGAAGAGACACGGCUAAUGAAGCUGCUUUUGACGACUGCUUGGUUGGCGGUCGCCGCCGCGUCCUUCUACGACGGGUGGAAGCUGCCCGACUACUGCAUGGACCCCAAGGGCAUGGCGGCCCGCCAAGCCAUUCCACCCAUCGAGACGAGCCGCAAGUUGGAGCUCGUCCAAGCGCAGGUCGUCGCCCGCCACGGCGCCCGCGCGCCGUACUACGCUGUCUUUUGCUGGGACACUGCGCCGAGCCCCGUGAGCGUCACGUGGAACUGCUCGACCAACCAAGUGUGGACGCAAAACCUGGACGAUGGCAGCGAGGCGCGCGGCUACGGGCGGCUGUACCGCAAGCAGUACAUCAACCACCGCAACGUCCUCAACGGCACGUGCAUGGUCGGCGGCCUCCUGCCCAUCGGCCGCGAGCAGCACCGGCAAAACGGCGCGUACGGUUUACUGCUCUAUGGCCGCCACAUUCAUCAUCGUCCUACGACAUAGCAUCCUCCGGGACGCCUACAUUGGGCACGGCCCGCGCAAGCUCUUUUCCUCCAACAAGAUUAGCGAACGCGCACGGCACGAACUUCUGCUGCGCAGUGACGAUCAAGAACGGACGCUCGGGUCGGGCCAAGCGCUCGUCGAUACACUCUUCCCGUACUCGCCCAAGGACGAGGCGAACAUGGAUGACAUGCUCACGUGGAUGACGGCGGACGCCAACUCGGACUACAUUGACCACCGACGGGACACGUCGUGCCCGAUGCUGGACCGUAUGGCCAAGGAGAUCAACAACUCGCCGGCCGUCGUCGCGCACCGGAACAGUCCGGCCGUGCUCGCACUCCAAGCGCGCUUUAACGCGAUCGUCGGUGUCAAGUUUCAAUGGGAUACGUGCCUCGAGUGCCUCAUGAUUGCGCGAUGCAACAACUUGCCGCUGCCCGACGGCACGACCGAAGAGCUCUUUCACGCACUCAUCAACGAGGUCCAGACGCGCACGCGCAUGAAGCUGUCGUACCAGAACGGCGCAUACGCCAAGCUCGACAUGCAGCACAUGUGGCGCGACAUCCUCAAGCGCGUCGACGCCGUCAUCCUCGACCCGUCGUCCGCGCUCAAGCUCAGCAUUACCAUGGGCCACGACUCGACGCUGAUGCCGAUGAUGGCGGUCGCCAUGGGCCCGACGUGGGACGGCCACUGGACGACGUACGCCGGCAUGCUCGUCAUCGAAGUCUACCGGGAUGCCGACAUGGACCGUCGUCACGGCGACGCGUACGCAGUUCGCCUCAUCUACAACGGCAAGCCGCUCCAGCUGCCCUUCUGCAACGACGAGCUCUGCCCGUGGUCGACCUUUAACGCGUCGCUGUCGUGGGCGCGCGCAACGCGGCAGUGCAAGCUCCCGACCAAAGCAUCGACCCGCCUCGACACCAACGUCUCGACGCAUCAGCCGUCGGCCGCGUGGUUCCUCUUGCCCGUCGGCGCGCUUCUCGCGGUCGUCGGGACCUUGGCCACGCGCCAGAGCCCGUACCGGCGCGAGACCGACCCGCUCCUCGGCUAACCAUCGUCGUACAGUGUUCAAGUUGCUUGAGAAACCCC
This is a messenger RNA of Saprolegnia diclina VS20, 1574 nucleotides long. RefSeq lists its product as hypothetical. Gene Ontology annotation, biological process: dephosphorylation. Gene Ontology annotation, molecular function: phosphatase activity. Bases 307 to 1536 code for a protein of 409 amino acids. The record is from RefSeq and is a predicted model, not a curated record. Lineage: Eukaryota; Oomycota; Saprolegniomycetes; Saprolegniales; Saprolegniaceae. The transcript is spliced from 9 exons.